AUGAAAGCAUUUCUCAAUAUCUCCCUCCUCCUCUUCCUCCUCUCUCUCAUUCUCAUCACCCCUCCUUCAAACCCACUAACAUUCCACAUCUCCCGCUUCUCAUCCUCACCAUCCUCCCCCGUCAUCCUCGAGGGCGACGCGCAAGCCUCCGUCGGCGAACUCGAGCUCAACUCCGUCAACUACCUCUGCCGAGUCGGCCACGUCAUCUACAAACAUGCGAUCCCACUCUACGACAAAUCCUCCCACAAAACCGCCGACUUCACCACCCACUUCACCUUCACCCUCGACACCCAGAACCGCUCCUCCCACGGCGACGGCCUCGCCUUCUUCCUCGCCCCUCCCGCCUUCACAAUCCCCCCAAACUCCGCCGGCGGCUUCCUCGGUCUCUUCAACACCACCACCACCGACUCCUCCGCCACUCGCGUCCUCUCCGUCGAGUUCGACUCGUCUCCCGACCCAGAGUGGGACCCGCCCUACCCUCACGUGGGGAUCAACCGAAACUCGGUGGCCUCCGCCGCCACAUCGCCGUGGGACCUCGCGUCCCACAUCGGCGAACAAGCCGACGUGUGGAUUACUUACGAUUCCUCCGCGGAAAAUCUAACCGUCUUGUGGAGCUAUUGCAAAAAAGAGUCGUCGAAGAGGAGCCUCUCGUACAGGAUCAACCUACGAGAGGUCCUUCCCCCGUUUGUCACGGUCGGAAUCACGGCCGCCACUGGCGCGGACGUCGAGCGCCACACGCUGCAGUCGUGGGAGUUCAGCUCGACGAACCUCGAUAUUGUUGAUGAGAAGGAUGGAGAAGUAAACAGUAGGAUUGGGUUGGUUACCGGUUUAUCCCUUUCGGGAUUCGUUGUGAUAGUUUGUGUGUGCGUGAUUGCGAUCUGCGAGUCGUCGUCGUCGUCGGGAAAAAAAAAGGUUGAGGUUGCAGUCAAAACAGAUGAAGAUAAUAAAAAUAAUAAUUAUUCAGACGAGAUGGAUAAUUUGAGAUCUAUUAGUGACCAUCUGGACCGGACGUGGCCGAGGAGAUUCUCGUACCAAGAGCUCUCGACGGCUACACAGGAAUUUUCAGACGAGAAUAAGUUAGGGGAGGGAGGAUUUGGAGGUGUGUACAAGGGGCGUUUAUUCAGCUGGGAUUUGACAGUGGCUGUGAAGAGAUUUUCCAGUGCAUCCAAACAGGGUAAGAAGGAAUACAUAACUGAAGUGAAGACAAUAAGUAUGGUGAGGCAUAGGAAUUUGGUGCAGCUCAUAGGUUGGUGCCACGAGCGGGGCGAGUUUCUGCUGGUUUACGAGUUCAUGCCCAACGGCAGCUUGGAUUAUCACCUGUUUGGGAAAAUGCAUAAGCUUCUCGCGUGGGAUUCGAGAUACAGGAUAGCUGUUGGAUUAGCAUCCGCGUUGCUGUACCUGCACGAGGAGUGGGAGCAGUGUGUUCUUCACAGGGAUAUCAAAUCGAGCAAUAUUAUGCUCGAUUCGGGAUUCAAUGUGAAGCUGGGGGACUUCGGGCUGGCCCGAUUGAUGGCGCACGGGCUAGGGCACCAGACGACUGGUCUCGCAGGGACUCUCGGGUAUCUCGCGCCCGAGUAUGUGAGCACGGGCCGGGCCAGUAAGGAGUCGGACGUUUAUAGCUUCGGGAUCGUGCUGCUCGAAAUCGCGACUGGGAAAAAAUCGGUUCGUACGUUGGGUAAGGGUAAGAGUUUGUCGGAGUGGGUUUGGGAUUUUUAUGGGGAGGAGCGGAUUAUAUCGGCUUUGGAUGAGAGAUUAGGGAUGAAUUUGGAUGCGGAGCAGGCGGAGCGAUUGGUGACGGUGGGAUUAUGGUGUGCUCACCCGGACAGGAGAUUGAGGCCGUCGAUAAGGCAGGCGGUUAGGGCUUUGAAUUUCGAGGCCGAUUUGCCGAGGCUCCCGGCCAAAAUGCCGGUGGCAGUUUAUUGCGAGACGCCGAGCCAUUCGAUUAGUUCGGGGGAGGCUCUGAUAACGGUUACGAGUAUUGAGUCGGGUCGAUAG
Messenger RNA from Striga asiatica, 1995 nucleotides. The record is from the annotation of a GenBank genome assembly. NCBI's taxonomy places the organism in Eukaryota, Viridiplantae, Streptophyta, Magnoliopsida, Lamiales, Orobanchaceae.